AUGGCUGCGUCGUCGCAGAGGACAUCAGAGACGGCCGUCCAGUCACCAACAGCCAUGUCCGACGACUUAGAGCAGGCGAACGGCCCAAAGCCGUCUUCUGGUCCUGCACCCGCGCCGGCACCCCCACCAGGUCAGGAUGCCGAAAAGAACUACCAGCCCAAGACUCUCAAGUUCUGGUCCAUUCUCGUUAGCAUCUUUCUGGCUCUGUUUCUCGUCGCCCUUGACCGAACGAUCAUUGGAACCGCCAGUCCAACCAUCACACAAGAAUUCCACAGCUUGGGUGAUAUAGGAUGGUAUGGCUCGGCCUACCAGCUUACCACAGCCGCAUCGCAACUCCUGUUCGGUAGAGUCUACAAGUUCUACAAUGUCAAAAGAACGUUCUUGGUCUCAUUGGCCCUGUUCGAGAUCGGAUCGGUCGUAUGCGGCGCCGCCCCCAACUCCAUCGUUUUCAUCGUCGGUCGUGCUAUCGCCGGACUGGGUGGCGCCGGCAUUUUCUCCGGUGUUCAGAUCAUAAUGAUUCCCAUGAUACCCCUUCGAAAGCGUGCCAUGUUCCAGGGCAUCUUUGGGACAGUCUUUGGGUUGGCCUCGGUUCUGGGCCCGUUGGUUGGAGGUGCAUUUACGGAGAGUGUCAGCUGGAGAUGGUGUUUCUACGUGAAUCUCCCUAUUGGGGCGGUGGCAGCCCUCUGUCUCAUCGUCAUCCUCCGUACGCCGCCCAAAAAGGGUCCCCCAGUUCCGGCGACUAUCUGGGAUCAAAUCGUCCGGUUGGAUCCUCUCGGAACCUUCUUUUUCAUUCCUAGCAUUGUCUGCCUCCUCAUCGCCCUGCAAUGGGGCGGCUCUACGUAUGCUUGGAGCAGUUGGCGGAUCAUAUUACUGCUCGUUCUCUUCCCUGUGUUAUUCAUCGCCUUUGCCGCAGUUCAAGUACUCAUGCCAAAGACUGCGACUGUGCCAGUCAGAAUCAUACGCCGACGAAGUAUUCUGGCAGCCGCUAUUUACAUGUUCGCCAUUGCCGGGUCCUUCCUUCUGGCUAUCUAUUUCCUACCUCUUUGGUUCCAGGUUGUCCAGGGCGCCACUGCUGCGCAGUCCGGCAUUUACACCAUUCCAUUCGUCCUCAGCCUCGUAGUAGGAAGCAUCCUAUCCGGAGGCGUUACGACAAGGAUAGGAUACUAUGUCCCCGCAAUGAUCCUUUCCCCAAGUCUCCUGGCCGUCGGUCAGGGACUAAUGAGUACCUUGAGGGUUGGAGAGGUCUCCUCCCACUGGAUCGGAUACCAAGUGGUCGGAGGGCUCGGGCUCGGCAUCGGAAUGCAGGCUGCUACACUCGCAGCACAAGCUGUCCUUCCCCUGCCCGAUAUACCAACGGGCAUUGCGAUCAUGUUUUUCGCACAACAGCUCGGCGGUGGUAUCUUCACAUCUGUCGGCCAGAAUCUUCUGAGUACUUACAUGGUUUCUCACCUUCGCGACGUGCCAGGAGUCGACGCUAGUCAGGUCACCAGCGAAGGUGCUGUAGACCUUGUGAACAACGUGGCGCCUGAGUACCGAUUGGCCGUGAAGGAAGUAUACAACCAAGCCAUAGCGAGGAUCUUCUUGUGUGCCAUGGGCGUAGCUCUUGCGGCUGUUCUCGCUGGGCUCUGCAUGGAAUGGAAGAACAUCAAGAAGACUGGGCCUCCCGGGGCCGGCCCCCCGGGUGCGAAACCUUCGGGACCAAGCGACAAAGGUGCAGAUACAUCACCGCCUGAGACGACAAAAACGCCCGAAUCAGGCGACGAGGAUCCUUCGGCGGCCUCCAGGAAAGUUCCGCUCGGGAAGUCGAACACCAGCGCAGAGCCUACCAAACGGAAUGGCUCCCUACAAGAGUCGAAAGAUUACCAUGGACCGGCAGAAAAGUCCGGCUGUGACCAUUGCGAGCACUGCCGACUAUCGCGAGCCAUCAAUCUCGCCCCAUCAGAGCAGACGAGUCGCCCAAGCCGUGGCACUGUCACCACACCCAGCAGCUCGAGCCCAGCUCCACCGCCAGGCGCACUCGAAGAAGCCGCGCGCCUCGCCGGUAUCGCCCGAGACGCAGUGGCCCAGCUCGAGGAACUGACCAGGCCAUACUCGGCACUCGGGACGAUGGGGAGCAGCGGGCGGCUAUCCGCUGAACCAAUACGGGAGAACGCGAGACACCAGCCCAUGGCCGCACCAGAGGUACCGGGUCGCGACCACCGCCGGGGCGGCUCCUUCGUGCGGCGGCUCACGACGCAGGAACUCUUGCAAAACGCCAAUCGCGUCUCGGCGCAGUUGGAAAAGGAGGAGCGGGAGUCAAACGAGUCACUUCAUCAGACGCGGUUGCAGCAGUCGGCGGACUCAAAGCUGUCUACACAUUAUCCCUCUCCGUCGCAAGGGUCGUCGACUUCUCGAAAAGGUGACCAAACCUGA
Messenger RNA from Anthostomella pinea, 2412 nucleotides. Lineage: Eukaryota; Fungi; Ascomycota; Sordariomycetes; Xylariales; Xylariaceae. The record is from the annotation of a GenBank genome assembly.